CACCAUCACAGCGUCAUCCUGUCAACUGAUCGUCUGCUGAGCAACAUGAAUCUACUGCUUCUGAUCUGUGUGAGCGCGCUCUGUGUCACAGCUGGAGCUCUGCUGGUUCAGACUCCACCUUUUCUAUCAGUGCCGGCUGGAUCAAAAGUGAACCUCCAGUGUGACGUCACUGAGACAGGUGGGCGGUGCUCUGAGGUGGCGUGGCUGCACGUCGGACAGGUGAGCAACCUCAGAGUCUCAAGCGUUGUGUCUGGAGCUGAUAGAGGGAAGGUGUGUCGGCUGGAGAUCUCCAAGGCCACCCUGCAGGACGUCGGCAGGCAUUACUGCGUCUACAUCAACGGACUCCUGCUGCAGAUCAGUAGCGGGACCAUGCUGACUGUUACAGAGUCGCAGCUCCAAAGUCCUGCAGUCGAGCUCCUGGUCCCCUCAGACGUCAACUCGUUCCUCCCCAUCCCGUUGACCUGUCUGGUGUCUGGAGUGAAGGACCCUGAUCAGGUCACGGUGGACUGGGAGGUGGUUGGGGCUGAUGGCAUCCAGCAGCUCAGUCCCACCAUCCUCCCCGUCAGCCAGGCGGUCGUCAUCAGCCAACAGGUUCAUGUUCCUGCAGAGAGCUGGUCUGCAGGAGUGGAGGUGUCCUGUGUGCUGAAUGACGGAGAGCUGAGCAUCAGAAAGACUGUCAGCAGCAGACUAGGAAAGUCCAGUCAGUGUGUGCUGCUGGCCUCCAUCACUGGUGCCGUGUGUGUCGUCCUGUUGACCGUCGCCAUGGCGCUCAGCGUCCUGUUGUUGUGCCGACAGAGGCGAAUCCGAGGAAAAUCAGAGGGUCCACCAAAUAUCAGUGAAGAGGCUUCAGCAGAGCUUCAUUAUGCCGCUCUGAGAUUUAAACCUUCAGACAGAAGAAACGUCCCCUGAAAUCAGCUUAUCUUCUGCUGCUUCUUCAAACCUUACAUUUGAGGACUGCCAACGAUACUGAGUAGCUAAAGCUUUUUCUUUCAAAAUACGAGUUUAAAUCACCAACUUAAAAUGAACAAAAAGACCUUUACGUUCUGUAAACUGGACAAACUGAGUUUUCUCAGUGCUGAAAUGAGGGAGUUUUGUGUUUGUUCCAUUAAAAGUUACUUUUUGAAAAUUUUCUUGCAGCUUUAGAUCUGAUCGCAAUGCCUCUACUCAGCCAACAGACAUCCACUGCUUUUCAGUGUAAAAGCUCUACGUAACAUUUGUGUAUUAAAAUGUCUAAAAACAACUACACCAUUGUUAUAUAAGACAAGAUAAGAUAAAGCAAGAUUUAAGUAAGAUACGAAACUGAAACAAGAAAAGCACUCAGAGAGUGCAGUACUCCACCAAGGCUGCUCAGUCAUUGUGUCAUUUCUGAUGCAUGAAAUCUUGAAAAAAUUUAUGGCAGAAAUCGCGGCAACAUAGAAUGUGGCCAUUUAAUAUAGAUGUACCCACAAACUAGGAACAAUUGAUUAAAUUGUGGAGGUGUUUCCGAGUCCCAUCAACUCCUGCCACCCGCUCCAUAUUUAGGUCACGUGAUUCAGUAUCUGUACAUAACGUACAUAUGCAUAAAACACGCCUGUGCUCAGGGCACAGUCAUUUAAUUUGUGGGUACAUCUAUAUUACAUAGCCACAUCCUAUGUUGCAGUGAUUUCUGAUAAUCAAAUGCUGCAUUUCUAAAACAAAAUGCCGCAUUUCUGACAAUGUCAUAUGGGGGAAUGAACAGGUGGAGUACUGCGCUCUCUGAAUGCUUUUCUUGUAUUAUUAUUGUGCUACUAUUUGAAAUUGCAAAAUUUUUAUUUUUUAUUAAAAAAGUUACAAAAAUGAUUGUCUUCAUUUUUGCAAUUGUUGCUUUGCAUCAGUUAGCCUCCAGCUGUAUACAGAGACUUGUGUUUAUAUUUCUAAAACAUAUUUGUGUUGUAACAUUUUGUACAGUUGUUUCUCUGUUACUGGAUCCAACAGCUUUAAUGAACUGUAAUUAUGGUCAAUAAUGUGUUUUACUGUGUUGUUUUUAUUGCUCCUGCAGAGCUGUAUUAAAGGUUUGGCGUUAACUAAUGUUCCGUCUGUGUGAGAGAAAAGAAAACACACACAAAAAAACCAGAGUAUAGUGUGUCGGCUGCAGAUCAAAAAAGCAGCAUCGAGCUGUGUCUGUUCACUCAGCUAUUUCUCAGUGGAAACUCUCAGUGGAAACUCUCCUUCUGCAGAUUUGUUGUGCUCAUUUGAUUUUCUGGUUGCUGACAUCCUGCAAAAUGUUGGCCUUAAAACAGUUGUUUUUUUUUUUUUGGCAGUAUCAACAUUUUAGUUGUUGACCUACAAAGCAUGAGCUCACACCAAACAGGAAGGAGUUCAAAGAUGGAAAGGUUUGAGAACUUCCUGAAAACUUGUUUUUCGUUGUUGGUCAUUAGUUGUUGACAUCUCUAAACCAGAGAGUUGCCAUUCUUUUGUUUCAAUGAAUUAUCUUUUACUAAGAGUGUUCCCAUCUGUUUUUUUUUUCCAAUUUGUGCAUAAAUGCUGGACAUCUGAAAGUAAAACGUCCAUCACUGUAAGUUUUAUCUUAUUUUCUUCUUCGCUGGUUUUGGUAACAUCAACUGUUUUUGUCACUGCGAUUUGCACAACAGCAGCGGACA
This is a messenger RNA of Amphiprion ocellaris (clown anemonefish), 2618 nucleotides long. RefSeq lists its product as uncharacterized. The transcript is spliced from 6 exons. The record is from RefSeq and is a predicted model, not a curated record. Lineage: Eukaryota; Metazoa; Chordata; Actinopteri; Pomacentridae. Bases 46 to 909 code for a protein of 287 amino acids.